AUGAAUCAAACUCCACUACAUGGUGGUCCAGCUCGCAGCAGCUCUGGUCAGUUCAGUCACCAAGAUGCGAGAUCUCCACAGAAUGCGAGGUCUUCACAAGACGCUCGAAGCAACUUUGCGGUGCAGCCUGCCGCUGACGUGGGCACCGUCAAACUCAAGAAGAAAGUGGUCAAGAUCGUGAGCGCUGCUGGCCCAGCACCUAGCGCGUCUCUUCCAAAGACACCUCCGGCAGCCCCAGCUUCGUCGCCGGUCAUGACUUCGCUACCAACUUCAGUCUCUUCGACUGCUCUUGGCUUCGCCCAAGCACAGCGAAUAGUAACCAACGAAAAUGAGAGAACAGAAGCCACCAGGCCUGCUGUGAAGCCUAGCUCAAGAACUGCCGCAACAGCGCUUCCACCCUCAAAGAUCGAUCUGCCUCCGCCCUCUCUGGAGGACAUGUAUGCGCGACUGUCAGGUGCAUCUUCUACCAUUCUGUCCAGGCCGGCGAAAGAGCUCUCGCCCGCUGCACCAGACAAGUCGAUGUUCUCGUUCGAGGACCGCUUGGAUAUCAGCACAGCUGCAGUACAAGCUUCGGCUCCCUCAAGCGAUCGGGUGGACCUUCAACGUCUCCGAGACCAGCCUAGAGAACCUCAAUCGACUCUCUUGGUGCAACAAACACUACCUUCCAUUAAUUGGCAUGACAGUUCCCAAGACGAGCAAGAGUAUCUGCGUAAAGCUGCAGAGUACAUUGGUGCACUUCCUCCCAGCAUUGAUAACAUUGCACAGAGCAUCAAGACCGUUUCGAACAAGCUUCACGUCUCUUAUGCCCCAGCGCGGACCAAACUCCAGCCAGUGGAAGUCGAAAAAUUGUGUGCACGUUACGUCUUCGCUGUGGUGACAUACGUCAACAACAAGGUUAACCUCAGCCCAGAACCUAUAGCUGCAGACUUCGUCAUGAGAACGCUACACAAAAACAAUGGUAACUUCCUCCGACUUUGUGCUGUUCUGGUUGAGGGCAAUUACAUCGCCCUUGACAGCCUAGAGCAUGUCGCCGGUCUAUGCAAGAAUAUCCUCGAUGUACUGCCGAAGGCGGAAGGCCCAUUGAGUGCGCAACCGAACACUGCUGGAGCUGAUGUGUCUAAACCGAACACAGCUACGACAAAUGCCCGUCCCACAAGCGCCGCAAAGGUGGCAUCAGCCGAUCCGCUCGACGGUAUGAAAGCCUGGCCUUCCCAAGAGAGGCGUGAACACAGUGCUGUAUACCGUACUUGUGUCCUGAAGGGCGUGUCCGGCGUCAAGUCUCUGAACGAGCUGCAGGCCCUUGUGUGGGGCGGCAGGCUCGAGUCAAUCUCCAUGCCAGAGACUGGAUCGGAGCACGCCCUAAUCAAGUUCCUCACGCCAAAAGCCUGCCAGAAUUAUCUUGAUGCCACUGAGAACGGAAUCGAGGUCUAUGGUGGCACAAAGAAGACGAUCGUCUUUGUGGACAAGCAGCCAGGGCCAAGUUCCAUUAAUGACGUGAUUCAAAACUGCAUUGACGGAGAUGCAUCUCGUUGCGUUCGAGCUACUGGCGCCGACAACGACUGGUCAGAUGUAGCUCUGUUCAACCUUGCACGUGGCAAACAACAAGUCAAAAGAGACGUUGAUCGCAUCAAGCAGGGCAAAACGGCGCGUGGACACCACUUCAUCGAGUUUCGCUUCGGCAACAUCUACCACGCUCUCAACUUCAAACGCUACCUCAUGGAUGAUGAAGAAUGGGAGCACUGUUCGAUCGGUUACGCUCCGGAUCCAUGCGAACUUGCGCGUGGCGUGCACUAUAAGGAUGCAGACGAGGCAAACGGCGGCAUUUUCGCUUGA
Ascochyta rabiei is the source of this 1833-nucleotide messenger RNA. RefSeq lists its product as uncharacterized. The coding region runs from base 1 to 1833 and encodes 610 amino acids. Lineage: Eukaryota; Fungi; Ascomycota; Dothideomycetes; Pleosporales; Didymellaceae. The record is from RefSeq and is a predicted model, not a curated record. The transcript is spliced from 4 exons.